This is a messenger RNA of Lathyrus oleraceus (garden pea), 1056 nucleotides long. RefSeq lists its product as uncharacterized. Bases 1 to 1056 code for a protein of 351 amino acids. The record is from RefSeq and is a predicted model, not a curated record. NCBI's taxonomy places the organism in Eukaryota, Viridiplantae, Streptophyta, Magnoliopsida, Fabales, Fabaceae. The transcript is spliced from 4 exons.
AUGUACCCCUCUCCUGAGGUUGAACAUCAUAGUGAGAAGGAUGACGAUUCCUCUAGAUCUGAGAAGGACAUGGCUGCUGAAGGUUUAUGCUCUCUAGGGCAAAUUGUGUCUAGUAAAGGAAAAUUUGUGGCAUCUACAACUGCCAAUGCUUCCCAUUCUAAGAAGCAUAAUGUUGCAAACAAUGUGAUUGACCUAGAGGAUGAUAGGUUUGGUGAUCAAGAGGAGAGCUUACUUCAUCACUUAAAGCCUAGUGUGGCUAAGCGUAUGAAGACUAGAAAAGGAAGAUCUGUGGCUGAAAUGAGGUCAGCUAAAACAUCUAAGAAGACUGCUGGUGUUGGUCCUUCAAAAUCUUGGAGCAAGACUGUGGAAUGGUUAUCUCCGUGCUAUGAGGGUUUGGUUAAGGAAUUCAUUGUCAAUAUUCCUGAGGAUGUUGCUGAUAAGAAUAGCAAGGAAUUUUGCAAAGUAUUCGUGAGAGGUAAUUGUAUCACUUUCUCUCACACUGUCAUUAACAAUUUUUUGGGAAGAAGAGUUAAGGGUGCAUGUGAAUUGGAAGCUACAGACAAUCAGGUUUGUAGAGAAAUUACAGCAAGGCAGGUGAAAGGGUGGCCUAUCAAAAAGCAUCUUCCUGCUGGAAAGCUGACUGUCAAGUAUGCUAUAUUGCAUGAAAUAGGAUCUGCAAAUUGGCAUGCAUCUACUAAUGCAGUGAAGUUGCCUAUAGCCUUUCCCUCUAUGAUUUAUGGGAUUAUCUUGAGUCAAGACCCUGGGAUUCUGAGUUCUAAUGACCUACCAAGUAGAAGAAAACCUGCUCUGUCCGUGCACUAUAACAUGUUUGAAGGCAGUCAUGUUGAAGACAUUGUCAUGACAUCUGCUAUGAAAAAUCCAGCCUCAAAAGUUGGAACUAUUGCUGAGCUGAAGGAGACGUGUAAAGAGCUGGGUGAAGGGAUAAGGGAAGCUGAAGCCCACACCUCUAAUGAGAGGUCUGCAACUAAUGAUGAGACAAGUGGCAAUUAUGUUUUUGAUGCUGAUGAAGCUGCAAGCUCAAGCUCCUCUAAUUAG